Messenger RNA from Poecilia latipinna (sailfin molly), 3585 nucleotides. Its product is annotated as disks large homolog 4. The transcript has 22 exons. The record is from RefSeq and is a predicted model, not a curated record. Lineage: Eukaryota; Metazoa; Chordata; Actinopteri; Cyprinodontiformes; Poeciliidae. Gene Ontology annotation, biological process: establishment or maintenance of epithelial cell apical/basal polarity; postsynaptic neurotransmitter receptor diffusion trapping; AMPA glutamate receptor clustering. Gene Ontology annotation, cellular component: basolateral plasma membrane; neuromuscular junction; neuron projection. The coding region runs from base 169 to 2547 and encodes 792 amino acids. Gene Ontology annotation, molecular function: ionotropic glutamate receptor binding; protein kinase binding.
GAACCGAUACAUUCACCUCCACACUGUAAAUCUAAGGUUUGGCAACACUAUGAAUUUUAUACGAGAAACGGACAUCUUGAAAAGGCAAAUGCGAUUUGUAAAGUGUGCCACGCUGCUGUCAAAUACAAUGGAACCAGGAUUAACUUUAUAACUCACUUUAAACGGCACAUGGAAACGUGGAGAUGCCAAUCAGUUCACCGUCUUCAGAGCCAGAUUCACGUCGUUCUUCUUCCUUCAGUUCCACACAUGAAGUACAGGUACCAGGAUGAGGAGACGCCCCCCUUGGAGCACAGCCCAGCACAUCUGGCUCCAGGGAAAAGUGCAGAGAUGCUUCACAUGAGUGACAAGAACCUCGCUGCCAUGGAGGCCAUACACGGCUACACGCCACACACGCAUAUCUCUCCUGUCAAGCCUGUGUUGAUGUCCACGGGACACACUCCAAUGUACACCUCCGCAGUUUCCACACUGGGAAACACUCCUCCAGUGGUGGUGAACACUGACACACUUGAUGGCUCGCCAUAUGUAAAUGGGACAGAAGGAGAAAUUGAGUAUGAAGAAAUCACAUUGGAAAGAGGCAACUCGGGCCUGGGUUUCAGCAUAGCAGGGGGUACUGACAACCCUCACGUCGGGGACGACCCCAGUAUCUUCAUCACCAAAAUUAUACCGGGAGGAGCCGCGGCUCAGGACGGACGACUCAGCGUGAACGACUGCAUCCUCUUUGUGAAUGAUGUUGAUGUGAGGGAGGUGACACACAGCCAAGCUGUAGAGGCCCUGAAGGAGGCAGGUGCUAUUGUCCGCCUCUAUGUUCUCCGCAGAAAACCAGCAGCAGAAAAAGUCACCGAAAUCAAACUAAUCAAAGGGCCUAAAGGAUUAGGCUUCAGCAUUGCCGGAGGGGUGGGAAACCAGCACAUACCGGGAGAUAACAGCAUCUACGUCACCAAGAUCAUCGAAGGCGGGGCGGCUCACAAAGACGGCCGCCUGCAGAUCGGGGACAAAAUCUUAGCGGUGAACAACGUGUGUCUGGAGGAUGUGAUGCAUGAGGACGCGGUGGGAGCUUUGAAGAACACAGCUGAGGUGGUGUACCUCAGGGUGGCCAAGCCAAACAACCUCUUUCUGACAAACUCCUACAACCCACCAGACCUCACCAGCACAUAUUCCCAUAUGGAUACUGAACUUAGCCACCCCAACUAUCUUGGAUCAGAUUACCCACAAGCCCUCACCCCCACCUCGCCGAGUCGCUUUUCUCCUGUCCUGCACGGCCUGAUGGGAGAUGACGACAUACCCAGAGAGCCUCGCAGAGUCUUGAUUCACCGAGGCUCUACGGGUCUGGGCUUCAACAUUGUAGGGGGAGAGGAUGGAGAGGGCAUAUUUAUCUCCUUCAUCCUGGCAGGAGGGCCGGCCGACCUCAGCGGGGAGCUUCACAAGGGCGAUCAGAUCCUUAGUGUGAACGGCGUGGAUUUGCGCAUGGCCACGCAUGAGCAGGCUGCCGCGGCUCUGAAGAACGCUGGCCAGACCGUAACCAUCAUCGCUCAGUACAGGCCCGAAGAGUACAGCCGUUUUGAAGCUAAAAUCCAUGACUUGCGGGAACAGCUGAUGAACAGCAGUAUGGGCUCUGGGACCACAACACUAAGGAGUAACCCAAAGAGAGGCUUCUACAUCAGGGCUCUUUUUGACUACGACAAGACGGCGGACUGCGGUUUCCUCAGUCAAGCCCUGGGCUUCAAGUUUGGGGACGUCCUGCAUGUGUUGGACUGCGGCGAUGAAGAGUGGUGGCAGGCCCGGAAGGUCAGCCCGCAGAACGAGGCCGAGGAGGUCGGCUUCAUCCCCAGCAAACACAGGGUGGAGAGAAAAGAGUGGUCUCGUGUUAACACCAAAGAGAGGGACCACGGUCGGGACAGCGUGGGCACCCAAGGGAGAGAUAAAACCCCACACAGUUAUGAGACGGUUACUCAAGUGGAAGUACAUUACGCAAGGCCGAUCAUCAUUCUGGGUCCGGUGAAGGACAGGAUAAAUGACGACCUGUUGUCUGAGUUCCCUGAUAAGUUCGGCUCCUGUGUCCCUCACACGACGCGGCCUAAGAGGGAUUACGAGGUGGACGGGCGAGACUAUCAUUUUGUGUCCUCCAGGGAACAGAUGGAAAAGGACAUCCAGAGCCACCGGUUCAUCGAAGCCGGGCAGUACAACAGUCAUCUGUACGGCACCAGCGUGCAGAGCGUCCGAGAGGUGGCCGAGCAACAGGGAAAGCACUGCAUCCUGGAUGUUUCGGCUAACGCUGUGCGUAGACUACAAGCUGCUCAACUUCACCCCAUCGCAAUCUUUGUCCGGCCCAAGUCACUGGAGAACGUUUUAGAAAUCAACACCCGGCUGACGGAGGAGCAGGCCAGGAAAGCAAUGGACCGAGCCCUCAAACUAGAACAGGACUUCAUCGAGUGCUUCUCAGCCGUCGUGGAAGGGGAGAGCUUUGAAGAGGUUUAUCACAAAGUAAAGACAGUGAUCGAAGAGCAAUCGGGGCCUUACAUCUGGAUCCCCACUCGGGAGAGGCUGUGAUGCUGCGACCGACCCGACCCGCCCUCGCCUCCCGACCCUCACAGCCACAGACCGCCGCCGCCAUUCACCCGUCACAGCCGAGCCAGCCUCGCCUGCCUUCCCGUCCGUCCUCCCGUCCUCCAGCGAAGUCCGUGCUUAGGCGACCGCCGCUUAACGACACAGAGAGACUAAACGCCUGCAACGAGCGGGAAAGCACGGGAAAACGACACCGCGAGGCAAGUAAGGAUACCAAAAAGGAGACUUUUUUUAAGAAAAAAAACAAAAACAAAAAACAAGGCGAACAAGCUUAUGUUGUGAGUUCAACUGAACGAGAUCGGGAGAAAAGAUUUUAGUGUAAUUUUACUUUACCAUUUAGGAUCAGUUGGUAUUUAGCAUUAAAAUGAGCGCUGGAUUUAAACAGUGGCUUCACCAGACGAAAUUGGCCAAAAAUGAACUCGCAUUCAACAAAAAAAAUCCAGUUUAAUGUUUCGGCCAUUGAAAAUCCACAUGCAGACGGCCACUUCAGGCAGAUUUUAACUGCAUUUUGAUCCUGUGUGUGAGCUGCGGUCCAUGUUCUGUGGAUUUCGAAAGAGUGUAGAUGUGUCUGAGUAGACUUUGGAGUAAAGCAGAGGGUAGACCUCAACUUCUCUGCCUAUCUCAAGUCUCCUGCCCCACACUAGGCACUUCUACGUGACGGUGAUCCCCGGGAUGGAGAUGCUAACAAAAGAGCCUUUUAGCAUCUCUCUUUUUUUUCUUCUUUUUUUUUAAACGACCUCCUAGCGUCUUUGGAGAAUACUUCAGAUUCUAGCGAGGCCCGCUCCCUUGACCAGGAGUCUUCUCUCAGCACUUUUUGUCAACCUCUUCUUGGUUCUUGGUGCACACUUGAAACAACAUCUCUGUAACCAAGACAAACAUUUCUUCUGUUGCCCAUUUUAAAUAUUGUGAGGCAGAUUUUCGAGGCGUUGCAGUUAAGUUCGAUUAAAAACUCAUUAUAAGCUGAAGCAUGCAUCUUCACUGAUGGAGUUAUCAGAGAAAAACAGAGGAAAGAAAAAAAAAAUC